AUGAGCAGGUUCAUCAUCUUCUGUGUGCUACAUAGCUUAGCUCUGGCAGGCACUGGGGCACCUGCAGGAAAUGAAUGCCAGUGUGAGGAUGGCUCCGCUGCUCCAGCUGGGAAGCUCUGCGUUUUUGCCAACCAGUGUGGAGACAGCAGUGGGGAGAGACAAGGUUCCUCCUGUGACAAGUGUGACUUUGAAACGGAUCUGUGCAAAGCUCUUCACGACCUGAGUUCACAGCCUGGGUGGAUAAGAAGAAAUGGUCUCUCUGGCAGAAGACCACCAUACUUUGACCACAGUGGGAACCAUAGUGCUUAUUUCCUCACAUUGUCCUCUGAAAUGCAAUCAUCUGCUGCAACUUUAAGGACCAAUGUUUUUCUUCCAGCUGCUGAAGACCAUGUCUGCCAGAUUACAUUUCAUUAUUGGAUCAGUCAAAUGAGUGGAACGUUGAUGGUGGGGGUUAAAAAGCACUCUGAAAAUGCUCUUACAAACCUCUGGCAAGAUUCAGGAGAGCUGCAAAAUGAGUGGAAAGCAAAGACCAUCACAAUCAAUAGCACUGAAAAGUAUGAGGUUAUCUUUUGGGGGAUGGUGGAGACCCAGAGACAAGAUGCAGCUGUUGCCAUUGAUGACAUAAUUUUCAGUGAAGGAUGUUCUCUGGUGUCUGCACCACAGACUUCCAGCUUUGAGCUUGGUUUGUGCCAGUGGCAUUUGGAUCAGCCAGCAGAGGCUGUGGCGGGGGUACGACUGCACGCUGUUCAUAGGACCUCCUCCUGCUCCUUCCUGAGAGACUGGAGCAAUGGCACUGAAGGGCACUUUCCAUGGUUAGAAGCUACUGGCACCGCACUGCAUGGCAGUGCUUGCUUUGACAGCUCCAUGUGUCAUCGCUGUGGUGAGACUGAGACUUGCCAGCUGCAGUUUCGUUCCUCCAUGGCAGGCAGCAGUGUUCUCCAGGUGCUACUGGUGACAAAGCAGGAGGAACGUGUCUUGUGGGAAGCCAACAGCAUGACUAAGAAUCAGUGGGUCAGAGUGGAUGUGCAGCUGCCAGCAGGACUGAAGAAUGUAAAGCUUAUGCUUAAAGGAACGUUCAGGAGGAGGACAGGUUUCAUCUGUCUCAAUGGCAUCCAGCUCUUGGACCCCACACUGUCAGAGCCACCAGGAUUUAGGUCCUCAGAAGAGUUCACCUGUGCUAAUGGGCAGCCCACAGAGCCUGGACCAGCAUGUGCCCCCCACCCAGACGGUUCUGAUGGCAGUGAUGAGCAUCCAACAGUCUGCUCUAAUUACACUGUAUGUCAUUUUGAGACUGAUCUCUGUGGGUGGAAGCCACUGAGCAUAAGCGAUGCUGACUGGAACAUAACGAGAGAGCAAGAUCCCCGUAAGAAAAGACUUCCUGAUGCAGGUGGCACAACUGAUGCUGGACAUGGAGCAUUCAUUCUCUUCAGUGGAUCAGCUCAUUUGAACACAUCCAUGUCUCAUCUGAGCAGCCCUCUCCUUGUCAGGCUGUGCCCUGGGCUUUGCUGCUGGCAGGUCAGCUUCUGGUCCAGGUUGUCUCAGGAUUCCCAGCUUUCUGUCUUCAAGAGAAACGCAUCGGAUGGAAGUUUGGACAAACUGUGUGACCUUUCAGGACUGCCUGAGAUGCAGUGGAUAAAAGUGAAUGUACCUGUAAAAAGUGCCACUGAGGAUUUACCUUUCCAGAUUAUUUUAAGAGCUACUAUCCUGAAGGCAAAUGCUACUGUUGCUGUUGAUGACAUCAGUAUAGCAGAGGAAUGUGGAGUUGUGAAUAGAGCACUCACAGGUGUCAGCCAAGAGAAUGAAGGAGAAGCAGAACUCAUAGCUGCUGAUUCUUCAUCUUUGUCCUGCCUCCCUUGGUUCUUCUCAUGUGGGAAUGGACAAUGUGUUCCACCUGAUAAGCUCUGUGAUUUUACUCCUGACUGCUCCAACAGCCAGGAUGAAGCCAAGUGCUCUGCUGUGUGUGAUUUUGAGAGAGACAGCUGUGGCUGGACUGAAACUGCAAGUGGAGAUGGAUUUGACUGGGUGAGAAGCUCCAGCAGUGCUCUUGCAGCUGAUUUUCAAAUGCAGGCUCCUCCACAGGAUCACACCUCCAAUAAAACUGAAGGCCAUUUUAUGUUCAUUCUGAAAACCAGCAGCAGCAUUUCACAGGUAGCUCAGCUACGAAGUCCAAAGUUCAGGCAAAGUGGAUCAAACUGCACAUUGUCCUUUUGGUAUUACAAUUACGGGCAGUCAGUCGGGGCAGCAGAGCUGCAGCUGCUCGUGGAUGGGCUGAAGCAGCCUACUGCCCUUUGGAGGACAUACUACAGCGAGGGAGAUCAGUGGCUGAAGGCAGUGGUCCAGCUCGGACGCUUGCCACAGGCUUUCCAGCUCUCCCUGGAGAAGAUCAGCCUGGGUGUGUACAACGGCGUCUCGGCAGUCGACGACAUCCGCUUUGACGACUGUGCUCUUCCAGCUCCAGCAGCAGCCUGUGAAGGCCCCACUCGAUUCUGGUGCAGGGACACCAAAGCUUGUAUUGACAGUUUGCUGGUCUGUGACCUCGUGGAUGACUGUGGGGAUGGAUCGGAUGAAGGCAGCUGCAACCCUGACCUCCAGUGUGAUUUUGAAAAUGGGCUGUGCAACUGGGAGCAGGAUGGCGAGGCUGACCUGGACUGGAUCAGAAUACAGGGUCCAACCCCCACAGUUAAUACAGGCCCCUUAAAGGAUCACACAACAGGCACAGCCUCAGGACACUAUGUCUACAUGGAGUCUUCUCAGCCAUACCAGUUCCAGGAUCAGGCAGUUUUGCUCAGUCCUCUCUUCAACCCUUCUGACAACAGAAGCUGCAUUUUCCGCUUCCAUUACCACAUGUUUGGAAAGCAAGUUUACAAACUCUCAGUCUUCCAGAGAUCUGUGAGCAACACCAAAGGACAGCUGCUGUGGCAAAAGUUUGGGAAUCAGGGAAACAGAUGGAUCAGACAGACACUCUCCAUCAGCAGCUCUUACCCAUUUCAGAUCUUGGUGAAAGGUACUGUAGGAGAUGGUUUCACUGGAGACAUUGGACUUGAUGACCUUUCUUUUCUAGGCUGCACUCUUUACCGAGGAGACUUGCCAACCAUCUCUACAGUGGCCCCAGGAACAUCUGCUCCUGCCACACUCCCCACCAACAACUGCACAGAGCAGGAGUUUGUCUGCAGAGCCUCUGGCCGUUGCAUCCCGGUGAUCCAGAAGUGUGACUUUAGACCUGACUGCCCUGACCGCUCUGAUGAAUCAGCUUGUGCUAUGGAAGUCUGCAACUUUGAAGACAAAACCCUGUGUGGAUUGUACCAACCUGCCUUGGAACAGACAUCAGUGCCUGAAUCCAUCCGUACCCUGAACACCUUCAAGUGGGAGCUUGGAAGAGGGGCAGAUCUCUACCCAGGGCAGAUAAAGCACCGUCCCUUGACUGAUCAUACUCUGUGUGCCAAGGAAGGUUGGUACCUGUUUGCAGACAGCUCCAAUGGAGAAUUCGGGCAGACAGCUGACAUUGCUACCCCACUCAUCUCCCUGACUGGGCCCAGGUGCAAAAUCCUGUUCUGGAACCACAUGACAGGCCCGACAAUAGGUUCUCUGGAGGUACUUUACAAAACUGGGAACAGGACUUCAAAACUGUGGACUCAGAGCGGCAGCCAAGGUCCCCAGUGGAACAGAGCAGAGGUCUUCUUAGGCAUUCGUUCACAUUUCCAGGUUGUUUUCAGGGCAAAACGUGGUGUCAGCUACGUGGGAGACGUGGCAGUGGACGACAUCACAUUUGAAGACUGCGCCCCCUUGCUCAUCCCGGACAGACCUUGCACAUCAGAAGAGUUCACAUGUGCCAACAAGUACUGCAUCCCAAAGGAUCAGCUGUGUGAUUUUGUAAAUGACUGUGCAGAUAACUCAGAUGAGAGCCCCACUCUCUGCAGUACAUCUCUUGGUCAUUGCAGCUUUGAGUUUGACUUUUGUGGAUGGAAGAAAGAUGAAAAAUAUUAUUUUGGCUGGAACCUCAGAACUAGCAGUACUAUGAAGACAGGCACUGCACCAGCUACUGAUCAUACACUGCAAGAGCCAUCUGGUCAUUAUAUUUUUAUAAAGAGUUCAUUUUUCCAGCUGCCAGGAGAGAAAGCCAGGAUCUCCAGUCCUGUCCUAAGCAGGAGGAAUAAAAACUGCAAGAUACUUUUCUAUUACCAUAUGUAUGGAGCUCACAUUGGAUCAUUGAUUGUCUACCAGAGGACCACAGCAAAGCAUGAACAAGUUCUCCUGAAUCUUACUGGCAGUCAGGGAAAUUUCUGGCAGCACAAGGCACUGAUCCUGUCUGGAGAUGGAGAGGAAGAUUUCCAAGUUGUCUUUGAAGGGAUAGCUGGAAAAGGUCCCCAAGAUGGCCUAGCACUUGAUGACCUCACAUUUUCCAGGGAGUGUUUGCCAGCCCAGGAUUUUUUGCCAGCAGAACCCACAACGCUGCCUCCAACAGGCUCCUGCUCCCCUGGCUAUCAGCAGUGUCGGAAUGGGAAGUGUUACAGACCGGAGCAAAGCUGUGAUUUUGAAGAUGACUGUGGGGAUAACACAGAUGAGAGUGAAUGUGGAACUGCCUGCACCUUUGAGAAGGGCAGGUGUGGUUGGCAAAAUUCACUGGUGGACAACUUCCACUGGGUGCUAGGGGUCGGCUCACCUCAGAGUCUCAGACCUCCCAGGGACCACACGCUUGGAAACAGAACAGGACAAUUUCUCUAUCUUGAAGCCACUGCAAUAGGACUGAAAAAUGGAAAAGCCCAUGUGAAGAGUUCCAGAUGGAAAGAAUCAAGCAAGAAUUGUGUCAUGAGCUUCUGGUACUUCAAGUCACCAAAAGCCACAGGCUCCAUUCAGGUUCUGAUUAAGACUGAUGAUGGGAUCAUGAAAAUAUGGAGUGAAUCAGGAAAUCAUGGUGAUGAGUGGAGGAAAGCUGAGUUACACCUGGGGAAGCUGAGGAACUUUGAACUUGUCUUUGAGGCCAUCCGCACCAGAAACCUCGGGGGAGGAGCAGCAGUAGAUGACAUAGAGUUCAGCAACUGUACCACAGUUGGAGAGAGCCCCAGGGAAUGCCCUGCCAGCACUGAUUUUCUGUGUGGGGAUGAGACAUGCUUAGAGUCUCGGUUUGUCUGCGACUAUAAACCCGACUGUGAGGACCUCUCAGAUGAAGCUGACUGCAGUUAUUACACAAGCAUUCCUGGAAGCUGCAACUUUGAAACACAAGAUGAAGAGUGGACCUCUGCAUGUGGGUUAACACAAGACUCUACUGACGACUUUGACUGGACUCUCAGCAGUGCUGCUACAGGCCGAGUGGCUCCCGAUACUGACCACACACCAGGUAAAGGACAGCAUUUUCUGUAUGUGAACUCCUCCAGCCAGAGGGAAGGAAACAGAGCAAGGAUAAUUACCACCAACCUCUUCCCAGCCAGCCUUGGGAUCUGUCGGGUUCGGUUCUGGUUCUGGAUGUUUGCUUCUAGGGAAACUGGAGUCUUAAAGGUGUACACCUCUGAAGAGCAUGGGAUGGAUAUUCUUAUGUGGUCUUCUAGCAGAAACGAAGAAAACAAAUGGAUGUAUGCAAAUGUAGUCCUCUCCAGCAACAGCCCUUUCAAAGUGGCCUUUGAGGCUGAAGUGGGGUGCAGUGAGCCCGUGGAAUUUGCUCUUGAUGAUGUAUCUUUCACCCCAGAGUGCACUGAGGGAGGAUUAGCUAAUCCACACCCCCCACUCUGCACCAGGGACCAGUUCACCUGUGCCUAUGUGCAGCAGUGCUUGCCCCUGGCUGCAAAAUGCAAUGGGGCUGAGGACUGUAUGGAUGGCAGUGAUGAAAUGAACUGUCCCAUGGAGAUGCCUACCACUGUGCCUCCGGUCUCCUGCAAGCCUACAGAGUUCCUGUGUCCUUCCAAAGGCUGUAUCCCAUCCCUCCUGAGAUGUGAUGGUGUGCCUGACUGCCAGCUCCUCGAAGAUGAAGUUGGCUGCCCCAUGACAGAGUGUUUUGGUGGAUCUCUGCUGUGUGCAUCGACCAAUCAAUGCAUAUCCCUCUCCCAGCGUUGUGAUGGUGUGGCAGACUGCAUUGAUUUCAGCCUUGAUGAAUCCAGCUGCUCAGUUUGCCCUGAAGAGUACUGCAGGAAUGGAGGAAGAUGCAUCAUUAAAGAAACCAUUCCCUUAUGCCAAUGUAGGAAAGAAUGGAAAGGGAACCGUUGCCACAUCAGUGCUAAGCCUCCUCAGCCUCCAGCUUUAAGCCUCCUUCGAAAUGAUAUUUGGAUUGGGUUGGGGAUCGGUUUCUUGCUGAUUAAAAUUGCAGCUGCCACCUUGUGUUUCCUUUCCAAGAAGAAAGUGCCAGAAAUGAACCUGGAGAAAACAGCUCAUGCUUCCUUUGCCAAUCCAUUGUAUGAAGACCUUGGUUCGUCUGAGAAAGCAAAGUCUCCUGGCCCUGUGACCUCACCCACUGUUCAAAUCAGUGUUUCUCCAUGGCGUGAGUAUCUGUUCAAUGAAGAUGUGAAUGUUACUUCUUUCCCAAAUCCUCUCUAUGGUGAAGCAUCAGAGGACAUCGAGAAACUGUGCAGUGCCUUGAAAGCAGACAGCAAGCAGGAUCCAGAUUUCUCCUAACCCUUUGCCUGAAGAUUUGCUCUAAGCUCUGAAAUCAUAGUACCAUAACCCACACAAAAUGGAUGAUUGUCUCUGCACAGGAUAACUCUUUGGUUAAAAUAACUUUCUGAGCAAAAUGGUUUGAUGUUAAUGAUUGAAUCCAUGCAUAAGUAAAAUAUACAUAUAGA
This is a messenger RNA of Pogoniulus pusillus (Red-fronted tinkerbird), 6767 nucleotides long. It is a transcript of the gene MALRD1, whose product is annotated as MAM and LDL receptor class A domain containing 1. The transcript has 41 exons. The record is from RefSeq and is a predicted model, not a curated record. Gene Ontology annotation, cellular component: membrane. Lineage: Eukaryota; Metazoa; Chordata; Aves; Piciformes; Lybiidae. Bases 1 to 6600 code for a protein of 2199 amino acids. Gene Ontology annotation, molecular function: protein binding.